GGCGGGGGCAGAGGGAAAGCCCCCCUCCGGUCCAGCUGGCCUCUGGGCAGCCCCGGAUUUGUGGGUGGUUGGGCCCAAAGAAACGCCCAGGCGGGAAGGCUCUUAUUUUAUUAUUACUGAGAGCCUCAGGAGAGUUAUACCCGAUUCCCCAGGGAUCUCCUGGUGGUCUCCUUUUCAAAACCACCCAGUUCACUUUCAGAGAUGGAAGUUCCCGCCCCCUUCGCAGAAGUCAUCUUCCUGGACUUAAAAUUUGCCAGCUCCAAGUCUCUGCAUGGCAGGAACCACCCUUAGUCCAGCUUCUCAGCCCGUACAGCAAAUGGGAAGUCCAUUGGAAGUGCCUGAAAAUCUCCCUGGUGUGUCUUCAGUCCCUGGGCUGAUUGGCAGCUCAUUUCGUAGGGAGGAGAAAAAAACCACACACACACACCUUUCCACUGUGAAUGCGGCUCUUGGAAAUUGUAAACAGCAGGCCCCGUCCACCUCUGGGUGGUGAAUUAUAGGGUCUUAAUCAACUUGAAUUUCACUGGGUGUCUGGGAGUCUUUUUGCCUUUUUUGUCUGAUGUGCAGUCUUGAAAUUCUUGCAUUCCAAGUUUCUGGUGGUUUCCUGCCUCUUUCUGCCAGGAAUAAGUUUAAGUUUUUGUUAGCUUUAGUUUGAAAACCGAUCAUAGUAUCUCUAUGGAUACUACCAGAUUUUUGAAGAAAUAUUGAGGGCUAGUAUUUAUUAAAUUCCCAUGCCACUCAUCUCUUCCAAAGUGAAUCUACUACUUAUACUCUUACACUACUUUGGCAGACCAGGAUCCCAAAAGCUGUUACUCUGUAAUGUUAUGGUUUUGAUUAUGGUUAUGAGAAUUGGGACUUUCUCCCAUUGCACAUUUCCUGCAUUCUGAGUUGUAUUUCAGUUCAGUUUUGAUCAGGGUUUGAGGCUCACCUCUUCUCUCAGCACCUCACCUGAACUGUCUGAAGGAGGACUGGGCCCCCAACAAGUGAGGGUCACAGGCUUUCCCUAGACAGGCUGAAAUCUGCUGUGAUUGAUGGCUGCCCCUCCGUUUCGGGACAAGGCCUAGCACUGUAUACCUGCUGUAGAAUUCAGCUCUGGGCUCUUGAUCUGUUCCUGUGAUUAUGAUUCAUCAACCACUUUAAGGAAAUUAUUCCACUUUUCUGCUGACUGAACUAUUAGCAAAGAAUUUCCUAAUGGGCUUCUUUAUUUAGUAAGCUAUUUUUAUGCUGUUUUUGUUGCUGGAAAUUGUUGGUGUAUACAUGAGCGUGUGUAUUCCUUAGAAGAAAGUUCCUGUUGUUUUGCCUAUUUUUCUGUACAACAAAGAAGUUCUCAUUUUUUUCUCUUUUUAUUAUUUUUCAGUAUGUGUGUGUCAUUAAAAAAAAGUUGAUGAUGUCUGGCUAAGAGUGUGAGCUGCAGGUGCCAGCAUAGAAAAGCCAGGCCUGGCACCAUUUCCCUGGAUUUUCCUUUAAUUUCAUAAUGCUGAAUGGAAAAUUCACACAACGACCACAAAAUGACUUAUGCCAACAUGGAGUACAUAAUUUCCUUGCAGAAUUACUUGCCUUGAGUUGUUGUGAGGGUCACCAAUGGGUUGGGGUGACUUAGGUGUGUUUGGAAAUCCUUCCAAAGAAACCCCUAACUUAGACCAGAUGGCUGCAGAAGGGGUGCUUUUCCCAAGCUUCUACACUGCCAACCCGCUCUGUUCACCAUCCAGGGCAGCACUCCUGACAGGCCGUCUCCCUAUAAGGAAUGGCUUCUAUACCACCAAUGCCCACGCCAGAAACGCCUACACGCCCCAGGAUAUAACGGGGGGCAUCCCGGAUUCUGAGCUGCUCCUUCCAGAAUUGCUGAAGAAAGCAGGCUAUGCCAAUAAGAUAGUUGGCAAAUGGCAUCUGGGCCACCAACCUCAGUUCCAUCCCUUGAGGCAUGGCUUUGACACCUGGUUUGGAUCUCCCAAUUGCCAUUUUGGACCGUACGAUAACAAAGUCACCCCUAACAUUCCUGUUUAUAGGGAUACGGAAAUGAUUGGCAGGUAUUACGAAGAUAUAAAAAUUGAUCAUACGUCAGGAGAAGCAAACCUAACUCAAAUGUAUUUACAGGAAGCCCUGGAUUUCAUAAGCAGCCAGCAAGCCAGGCAUCGGCCAUUUUUUCUCUAUUGGGCCAUCGAUGCCACCCAUGCUCCUGUGUACGCCUCCAGGGAGUUCCUGGGCACAAGCCAAAGAGGAUUGUAUGGCGAUGCUGUGCGGGAAAUUGACUUCAGCAUUGGGAAAAUUCUUAGUCACCUUCAAAAUCUGGGCAUCAGCAACAACACCUUUGUGUUUUUUACAUCUGACAACGGGGCCGCCCUCAUUUCAGCCCCAGAACAAGGAGGCAGCAAUGGCCCUUUCCUAUGUGGCAAGGAAACGACUUUUGAAGGUGGCAUGAGAGAACCAGCUAUUGCCUGGUGGCCAGGACACAUACCUGCGGGACAGGUGAGUUACCAGCUGGCCAAUGUGAUGGAUCUCUUCACCACUUGCCUCUCCCUGGCAGGACUGCAGCCUCCCGGUGACAGGCAGAUCGACGGCAUCGACCUCCUGCCUGUCCUUCUGCAAGGCAAACUAAUUGACAGACCAAUAUUUUAUUACCGUGGCAAUGAAAUGAUGGCAGUGCGGGUUGGGCUUUAUAAGGCCCAUUACUGGACCUGGAGCAAUUCCUGGGAGCAGUUCAGCCAGGGCAUCGAUUUCUGCCCGGGGCAGAACGUUUCCGGAGUCACCACGCAUGAGCAAGUGGAGCACUUGAAGUUCCCCCUGAUCUUCCACUUGGGAAAGGACCCUGGAGAAAAGUACCCGAUCAGCUUCUCCAGCGCCGAAUACGUGUCUGUUUUGGAAAAAGUCUCUCCGAUCGUCCAAGAGCACAAAGCCACGCUGGUCCCGGGGCAGCCUCAGCUGAACGUCUGUGACAAGGCAGUCAUGAACUGGGCUCCUCCAGGCUGUGAGAAGCUGGGGAAGUGUUUGAAAGCUCCCCCUCCUGACCCAAAGAAAUGCUUUUGGCCUCACUGAGAGCCUGGCCUUGGCAAUCCGCUGUCCAGCAACUGUCCCCCGUUCCUUCCAACCCCUGGCUGCCCUGGGGAAGGUGACUCCGGCUGCUGCUGCUGCUUGUUCAGAAGAAAGCAUCCCAAGAAUUGUUUCAAAAGGGUCACUUUGGGGCAGGGGUCUCCUGUCUUGAACUGGGGCAAUUUUAAUCUCUCUGAAGGGAGCCUCUCUGGAAAUGAAGAAAUGCUCGAUACUCUUGCAAGCUGCAGGGUCUCCUUCUGGCUGCAGGGGAAGAAAUGUACGCCCUCCUGGAUCUGAGGGGCAUCUCAGGGUCAGCCAGGUCAGCCUCUGUAGUUGGAACCACCUGCCUUUUGGGAAGUGCCAAAUCCUUACAUGAAGGAGCUUCUGCUACUGUGAUUUUUUUAAAACAAAUGAAUUAGUUUUAUAUCUGUUGAGGCCAAUUUUUAAUACUGCUGGGCAUUUGUAAGAAAUGAAGGCUGGUUAUAUAUUUGA
Pantherophis guttatus is the source of this 3516-nucleotide messenger RNA. NCBI's taxonomy places the organism in Eukaryota, Metazoa, Chordata, Lepidosauria, Squamata, Colubridae. The record is from RefSeq and is a predicted model, not a curated record.